AUGACAAAAAUUAAAAUUAAAAAUGUAACUAGAACAGGAAUUUAUUUGAAGAUAGAAGAUGUCACGAUUUCAUGAGCAAAGAUAUAAACGAUGGAGUGAUUCUAAUUUACAUAAACCUUGUUUCUACUGCACACCAACAUCAGAAGAAGAAGUACCUCUGUGUGCAUCACAGUUAUUGUCACCUCUACUUUCAAUAACACAUCAAUGUAAACCUUUCGAAAGAACUUCAUCACAUUAUGGUUUAUGUGAUAAGCAGAAUAAUGGAAGAACGAAGCCUUUAAGUUUUUACGAAUCACAAAAUCUUAAGGCAAUAUUUUAGUAUCUUUAUUUGUAAGAUAAAAAAGCUUAUGAUAUAUUGAUAUAUAUUACUUAUAGAAAUUGAAUUGUUUGAAAUGUCAAGAAUUUGAAAAAAUACGAGGAAAUUUAGAAUUACAUUUAGCAAAAACUCAAAUAGAAGAGGCUUUAGCCGAAGAUAGACAAACAGCUUUAAUGCGGCAUUUAAAUUUAAGUAUUACUGCUCUUGAAGCUCUUGCUCAGUAUGGACAAUCUUUGCAAGUAUCUCAAUUAACUGCAUGUAGGGUGCUUGAUAUUAGUCAUCUACUUGCACUUCCUCAACCUUACUCUAUGAAUUCUGAACCUGAUACUGUAAAUUUAACAAUGCAUCUCCAACAGGUAUGACGAUUACUUGAAUUAUCAUAUAUGUAUAAAAUAGAAGAUUAAAAUUUGUGACCAUUAUUUGUAUAUGAUCAUCCAAAUGAGACAAUUUAAAGAAUAAUUUUUAAUUUUUUUAUAGUUAAUAUUAACUGUGUCUUAACAAAAAAUAAUGUAUAUAUAUUAUGUACUUAGUACUAUACAUCUUUGGGUAUUUCUUAAUUAAUCAUUCAUAUAUAAUUCCAUACAUGUAGUUUAAUUAUUUUAAAAAUUAUAAAUAUAUCGUACAUACUAGUUGCAAGUGCAGAAAGAAAAUAAAUUGAUGAUCCUACAAGAUUUGAUGGAGCAAUGUUCAAAACACAUAGUACUUCCAAAGCAUUUUAAUGAUCUGAUGAAUAAUAACUGUAUAAGGAAAAAGGACUUUUACAAAGCAACAAAAAACUUUAAGAACUUUCUUAGUAAUUCUAUAUUAUCCAUAUCACAAAUAGAGAAACUUCAUCAACAAUACGAUACUAUCCUCAGCAAUUAUCAACGGAGUAGAUGUAUGUUAGACUUGGAAUUACCAAAACUGAUAAACAUGCGUUUAAUGGCACUUUGCGAAGGCUUUGAAAAAAUUACGAAAGUUUUUGACAAGAAGGAUGAUGAUAAUGAAAUUGUAGUGUUAUUUAAAUUAAUUGGGGAAAAACUUUAUAUAAAGGAUUCAAAUUCAGCAAUAUCCCAUGUCGAAGAUUCAUCCAAACCCAAAUUGUGCCAAAAAUGUAAAAUAAACUAUGUAGAUGAUAAAUAAAUGAAAAAAUAGAUGCCUUAUUCUUCUAUUGCUUUUGGUCCUCUGACUAAGAAAUAUAUAUAUGUAUACAUUAUAUGUAUAUAAUGAUAUAGAGAAAUUGUACAUUUCAUGAAACCUUAUAUUAUGACACUAAUCCUAUUAUUAUAUGUAUAACUGAUAACUAUAAGUUUAAGUUGUAAGAUUUUAAUAUUUCUUGUUUUAAGUAUUGCAUUCUCUUAUAUUA
This is a messenger RNA of Bombus pyrosoma, 1661 nucleotides long. RefSeq lists its product as uncharacterized. The record is from RefSeq and is a predicted model, not a curated record. NCBI's taxonomy places the organism in Eukaryota, Metazoa, Arthropoda, Insecta, Hymenoptera, Apidae. The transcript has 3 exons. The coding region runs from base 974 to 1438 and encodes 154 amino acids.